Messenger RNA from Boeremia exigua, 2324 nucleotides. RefSeq names its product transmembrane efflux protein. Lineage: Eukaryota; Fungi; Ascomycota; Dothideomycetes; Pleosporales; Didymellaceae. Gene Ontology annotation, molecular function: transmembrane transporter activity. The record is from RefSeq and is a predicted model, not a curated record. The coding region runs from base 336 to 2150 and encodes 604 amino acids. Gene Ontology annotation, biological process: transmembrane transport. The transcript has 3 exons. Gene Ontology annotation, cellular component: membrane.
AUUAAAACAAGCUUCCCCCACAUCCCCGCACUAUUUGACGGGGUAGUGAGGGGGUGGGGCUACAGUGAACCGACUUGACUAGCUAACUCGUAACCUCCCAAGACCAUGGGCUUACUCGUAGGUUACACAAGCGCCAACGCCUAGAACUACCUCAGCUGCAUAUUCAGCCGUAACAGCACCGAUGCGGCAGUUGCGAUAAAAGCACCGACGCCGCAGUUGUGAUAAAAUCCCAGCGCUCCUCGCAUCUUUCGAGAGACAAAGGCGACCUGGACUCGAAAGUAGUCUAUUGUAUCACACCACCUUUUGUACUGUUGCUAAGCACGCUUUCCGUUACAAUGGCCAGGGAUGUUGAACACUCUCAGUACCCUGGGCACAGUUCGCAGGCACUCGUCGGGUUCGAGGAUGAUCCUCAUCGCGCAGCACUCGAGGACAAUCCUGAGCACAUUGCCGUCAACUCUAGGUCUUGGAUUGCGAUCUUCUGCAUGGCUUUUUCGUUCGGCCCUGCUGUAGCCCUCGGCUUCACCUCCAUUGCCUCCAUCGUUGUCCCGGUCACCAAUGAUCUUGGAGCAGAUGUCGAUUUUGCCUGGGUUGUCGGCGCUUGGUCUCUGGCGUCAGCAUGCUCCUUCUCACUCGCUGGUCCUCUCAGCGAUAUUCUCGGCCGCAGGGAACUCAUCCUCGGAGGUCAAUUCGUUGUUAUGAUCGGCUGCAUCGUGUCAGGAGUCGGGAAGAACGUAGCAACCCUGGUUGCGGGCGAGACCCUUAUCGGCUUAGGCACCGGAUUUGUUUUCGUCUCGUACGCCGGCGUUCCGGAGAUGCUGCCAAACAAGUGGCGUGCUGUGGGCGUAGGAAUUCUAGAAGGCGGCAUCAUGGUUCCUUGGGGAAUGGCUGGUGCUCUCUUUGCGGCUGUAAUGUUAACAAAGGCUUCCUGGCGCUGGCUCUUCUACAUUGGCGCUAUUGUUGAAGCCCUUGCUCUUAUCGGAACAGCUGUUUUUUACUGGCCAACAUCUCGACCCCGCGGUGACUUUGAUAAGUCACGACGGCAGCAACUCCAGGAGGUUGACUGGAUUGGCCUCAGCAUGUUCACCCUCGGCCUGGCGACCGCUCUCGUCGGGCUCACCUGGGGCGGGAGCCCGAAUUAUCCAUGGGACAGCGCUGGCGCGCUUGCUCCAAUUUUCGUCGGAUUGGCAGUUGUGGCUCUCGGCUUCGUCUACGACUUCAACAUCGCCACGUCUCCGCUCUUUCCCUUGAAGCUGUUUAAAAUGUGGCGCGGCUUCGUCGUGCUGCUUAUCGGACUAUUCAUCUCGGGCAUGAACUUUCACGCUAUGUCUCCUCUUUUGCCACAGGGAUCUCUUUUCAUGUUCACUACCAACCCUAUUGAGGUCGGCCUGCUCUCGCUCCCGAUGAAUAUCGUUACCCUCGUUGUGGGAUCUAUCAUUCCCAUCCUGGCGCACAAAAUAGGACAUAUCAAAUGGCUCUACGUGAUCGGCAUGGCCUUGCAAGCCAUCUUCCUCGGCGCCAGUGCCGGUGCCGUCAAUCCCAACAAAAUGUGGGUGUGGGCUUUUGUUCCUGCCUUUGGUGUCCCGAUGUUUGUCAUGGUUACCAUUCUAGGCUAUGCCAUCGCAAGUCUGCACGUUCCACAUUCACAACUUGGCGUGGCUAUGGGACUGCUAGGCACAUUUCGCUCGGCUGGUGGUGCCGUUGGAAAUGCCAUCUUCAACACCGUCUUCCAGGACAGAUUCCGCAAGUACGCCGCGGAAGAAAUUCCAAAAGCAGCUCUGGCCAGUGGACUGAACCCUGCCGAUCUUGGACUCAUCAUCCCAGGAGCCAUCACCCACAAUCUCGGCAUUCCGCAUACCCUCGAUGGCAUUCAAGGCAUGACCCCUGCAAUUGAGGCGACUCUCCGCACAGCAGUGCGUCUUGCAUAUGGCCGUGCGUUUCAAAUCGUCUUCUACGUCACAAUUCCGUUCAGCGUGGUCGCUCUAAUCUGCUCCUUCUGGGUUGAAGAUCCCACUCCCUACAUGACCAAUCACACGGCCGCAGCUAUGGAUCACAACGUCGACGAGAAGUUCAGCGCGAAGGAUAUCUCCACCGACGAAAGAAUUGAAGACAUAGACACAUACACUACUCAGGAACCCAAGACUAUUGGUUGACUAUUCAGGCAGAGUCAUUACAGACGAGAAAAUAAAUGCACAGUUGUAAAUUGAAGUAUUCAUGGAGAUUGGGACUCCAAGUCGAAGCGUCGAGUAGCAGUGAAGGUUAUUUGAGCUUUGGCUGCACAAUAAUGCUUCUAGUAACCAAUUUUAAGACUUUUGUCUAUUUUCGAA